This is a messenger RNA of Auxenochlorella protothecoides, 3432 nucleotides long. Its product is annotated as putative serine/threonine-protein kinase vps15. Bases 1 to 3432 code for a protein of 1143 amino acids. The transcript has 21 exons. Gene Ontology annotation, biological process: protein targeting to vacuole; protein phosphorylation; macroautophagy. NCBI's taxonomy places the organism in Eukaryota, Viridiplantae, Chlorophyta, Trebouxiophyceae, Chlorellales, Chlorellaceae. The record is from RefSeq and is a predicted model, not a curated record. Gene Ontology annotation, molecular function: protein binding; ATP binding; protein serine/threonine kinase activity. Gene Ontology annotation, cellular component: phosphatidylinositol 3-kinase complex, class III, type II; late endosome; nucleus-vacuole junction.
AUGGGAAAUUCCCAGAGCGGCGCGACGGCCCGUUUCAGUCAAGCAGAGGCUCUGGGAGAGUUGCCAGGAGUCACCUACAAGGACACCCUAGGGGGAGGGCGCUUCUUGAAAAGCUCUCUGUGUCUCACAGAUGAUGGCCAGUCGGUGGUUGCAAAGGUGUACCCCAAAGAGUCUGAGGCGACGCUGGUGCGCAUGUACGAGGAGCGACUUGCGAGCAUCCGUACCGCCUUCCUGAGCAUCGACUACCCGCAUGUGCUGCCGAUGCAGCGCAUCUACGAGUCCGACAGGUCCGUCUUCCUCGUCCGCCAGUACCUCUUUGCCAACCUGGCGCAGCGCAUCUCCACCCGCCCCUUCCUCACGGCCAUCGAGAAGCUCUGGAUAGCUCGCCAGCUGAUCCAGGCCGUGGCCCAGUCCCACGCCGCGGGUGUGUGCCACGGCGACAUCAAAUCCGCCAACUUCCUGCUGACCUCCUGGCACUGGGUGUUCCUGGCAGACCACGCGCCCUAUAAGCCGGUCUACCUCCCGGCUGACGACCCUGCCGACUACUCCCUCUUCUUCGACACGGACGGCAGGCGCACAGCGUGCAUCGCACCCGAGCGAUUUGUGGACGUGGGCCACGGCAGGCCGCUGCCGCCCACCCCGCCCGCCUGCACCCCUGCCAUGGACGUCUUCUCCCUGGGCUGCACGCUGGCCGAGCUCUUUCUGGACGGCCAGGCCCUCUUCACAUACUCCAGGCUGCUGGCGUACCGGGCGGGGUCGUUCGACCCCGGCCCCAGCCUGGACAGGAUGCCGCCCGGGGUCCAGGACCUGGUGGCCCACAUGCUGCAGCGGGACCCGGCCGCCAGGGCCGGGGCACAGGCCUACCUGGACGGCGAGCUGGGCCGGCGCGCCUUCCCCGCCUGGAUGGGCGACGUCGUGCACCCUUUCUUCGCGUCCAUGCUGCGCGCGCCGCCGGAUGAGCGCGUGGCCUUGGCCUGCGCCGAGCUGCCGGCGGUCCAUGCCCAGCUGGCAGGCAGGGACCUGCCCGACCAGACUCGGGGCGGCCUGAAGCCCUCCCGCAGCAACCCAAACGACCCUGCGCCGGUGCCUGCGCCGGCCCAGCCCGGAAAUGCAGGGAGUCGGGGUCCCUUUCCCCCCGAUCCCGACUUUGGCUCGGAGGGAGAAGGAGAGAGGCCGGGCCGUGGUGCGCUCCCCGGCCCCAAGGCCCUGCUGGAGGAGGUGCAGAGGGUGGCGGGGCGGCUGGAGCACGGCGGCAGCGCAGGGAAUACUGAGGGCAGACAAGGAGGCGAUGUGGCGGCUGCCGCGGCAAGCAGCGAGGCGCGGGGCCCGGGGCCCGGAGCCUCCCAGUGCGCCAGCGCGAGCCAUCGCCGCCCGGCCCCCGGCGACGCGCCGAGCCCACCGGCCCAGCAGUGGCCCGGGGCCGCGCCGGCCCCCGCCCACCCCGCGCAGACGCUGCUGUGCGUGCUGUGGUGCACGCUGCUGCGCGGCGCGCGCGCGCAGGACGCGCGCCUGACCGCGCUGUGCGCGCUGCGCUCGGCCGCGGCGGCCUGCGGCGACGACGACGUGCGCCUGCAGCGCGCGCUGCCCGCGCUGGUGUCGGCCGCCGCCGAGCACGGCGCCGGGGUCAAAGGCGCGGCCCUGCGCGGCAUCGUGGCGCUGCUGGCCGAGGUGCGGCGCGUUCCGGCGGGGGACGCCAGCGUCGUGCUGGAGUACGUCCUGCCCUCGCUGUCGUUGCUGCCCCGCGACCCCGCGCCGGCAGUCCAGGUGGAGCAUGCCGGCGUGCUGGCCGACCUGGGCCUCGCGGCGCUGGGCCUGCUGGAAAGCGCGGCGGGCCCUCCCCAGGACGCCGCACCCGCCGCGGCCGCGUUGCGCGAGGCCCUGGCCCACGCGGCGGCGGGCGUCCUCGCCGGUUCGGGGGCGCCGGAGGCGCGCGUCGCGCUGCUGCGCACGCUGGGCCCGAUCUCCGCCAGCGACCUGCUGGCCAGCAUAGCAUCGUCGCUGCACGCGGGCGCAUCCCUGCCCGCGCCGCAGCCGCUCUCCGGCUCGGCCGGGUCGCUGCCGCUGCCCUCCGGCGCCGCAGCCAGCUACUGCCUGGCGCUGGACUCCCAGUUCCUGCACCCCGACGCAUCCCUCCUCUCCGCCGCGCUGGAGCAGAGCUCGCCCCUGGUGGCCUACGGCAACGCCAUGUAUGGCCUGGAUGAUUCGGGGUCCAUGGGUCUGCCGGGCACGGCCGAGAGCAGCGGCAUCCAGGGCGCCAUGCAGGCCGCGCUGACCACCGAGCUGUCGGUGGAGGAGAGCGCGAGCCAGAUGGAGGCCUGGGCGCCGCGCGGCGCCCUGGUCGCGCACUUUGCCGAACACCAGGCGGGCGUGAACCAGCUGGCUGUGGCCUCCAGCGGCCUCUUCUUCGUCAGCGCAUCCUCGGACAGCACUACAAAGGUGUGGGACGGGCGGCGCCUGGACCGAGACGUCUCCUUCCGCUCUCGCCUCACCUACUCCGGUCAAGGUGGCAAGAUCAAUGCUGCGACCACCCUGCCGGACUCGUCCUCCGUGGUGACAGGGUCAAGCGACGGCAGCGUGCACCUGUGGCGCGUGGACACCGUGGCACGCAGCGGCGGGGAGCGCUUCACCGGGGUCACCGCCCAGCGCCAGUGCUCGGGCGAGGCGCUGGGCGAGGCGCUGGCGCUGGCGCCCUGGGGCCACGCGGCGGUGCUCCAGUCCCACGCCCGGCGCGGCCUGUCAGCCUGGGACCUGCGCGCCGCGGAGCACGCCUGGGCGCUGCCCUAUGACCCCGCGCAGGGUGUGAUCUCGUGCUUCGUCACCGACCCGGCCAGCCAGAACUGGGUGGUCACCGGGUCCAGCCGCGGCGUGCUCUGCGUCUGGGACCUGCGCUUCCGCCUGCCCGUGCUGAGCUGGCAGCUGGGCGCCGGGGGCGGGGACCGCGUGAUCCGCGCCUGGGACGGCACGGCACCGGAGCGCAGCUACGCGGAAUUCCUGGCCAUCCAGAACAAUGGACCACGGAAGCUGGGAUUCUUUGGGACGCGGAACAUGGGUUUCAUGCACCAGCAGCUGAUCGAGGUCCUGGCCUACGCCAUGAUCCUCACGGGCAAUCACAUCUACACCUCCGGGGCUACCGGGACGAACGCGGCGGUGAUUCGAGGGGCGCUGAGAGCUGAGAACCCGGAGCUCCUCACCGUGGUCCUGCCACAGAGCCUCACCAAGCAGCCCCUGGAGAGCCAGGAGCUCCUUCAACAGGUGCCUCAGUUGAUAGAGAUGCCCCAGAACGAUGACAUGCAGCUGCUGUGCAAUCGUGACAUCAUAGGCCGCGUGGCGCAGAUCAUCUGCUUCGCCUUCCAUGACUCUGGCCUGCUCCUGGAGACGUGCCAGGAGGCCAAGGCUGAGAAGAAGAUUGUGACCAUGUUUUUCCUGGACUGA